AUGUCAACGCCCCACCUGCGGUCCCGGAGGUCUGCGUCCUACGGCCAUCGGGAGGAGCUGCGCUGCGACGCCGGGAAUUCUACGCGUAGCCGGCGUGCUCGAAUUGCCUUUGUCGCCCACGCUCCGUAUACCAAACACUCUACCGCCAUUACCACGUGCUUGUCCCGCCAGCUUGGCAUCUGCAUCGCCCUAUGCAGUGCCGCGUCCUUCCAGCGCAUCUCGGCAAGCGCGGGAAAGGCCGACUUCCUCCUCGCAGAUUUAGUGAGGGCUGGCGGCGGCUCAGCGCAGCAGUGUGGCAUGGGAUUGCCGGCGGCUCACCGCCACCCAUCCACCCGCAUCGAACCCCACAGAAGAUGGUCCCCAUUUUCUGCUCUCUGCAAGCGGCGGCCUCUCGUCCGCAACCGAAUUACGCACCACGGUACCACACGUUUGCUCACGUACCCGCAUCCGGCCCCACUCCUGCCCAACGGUUAA
Molecule: messenger RNA, 474 nt
Organism: Rangifer tarandus platyrhynchus (Svalbard reindeer)
Lineage: Eukaryota; Metazoa; Chordata; Mammalia; Artiodactyla; Cervidae
Source: the annotation of a GenBank genome assembly